AACACACAGCGGCCGGCUGCAACAUUGCAAUAUUAUUCUUGCCAACAUUCCGCCAUAUUAUUAUUAUUAUAUAUUAUGAAAUUAAGCUGUACUGUGAGAGUGAUCCAGCUGAUAUAUAAUGGAGCUGCUCAAUCCAUGAUCGAUCAUCUCCUUAAUUAAUUAUUCCCUCACUUUCAUCAUCCUCUUCUUAAUUUGAACUUCAUCAACUCCCAUGGAGGCGACACCCAUCCAUCUCCUUCCCCUCUUCGCUGUGCUCUUCGCCCUCUUUCGCCUCUGCAAGCUGCUCCUCCGCCGGCGAGACCAAUGCUGCUUCAUGCUGGACUACGAGUGCUACAAGGCCACCGAAGAUCGCAAGCUCGACACCGAGCUCUGCGCAAACAUCAUCCUCCGCAACAAGAACCUCGGCCUCGAAGAGUACAAGUUCCUCUUGCAGACCAUCGUCAGCUCCGGCAUCGGCGAGGAAACCUACGCCCCCACAAACGUAAUCAUGGGCCGCGAAGAACGGCCCCUCCUCUCCGAUGCCCUCCAAGAGAUGGACGACAUCUUGUUCGAUACACUCGACAAGCUCUUCGCCCGUACCGGCAUCAACCCUGCCGACAUCGACAUUCUCGUCGUCAACGUCUCGUUGCUCUCCACUGUGCCGUCGCUCACCUCCCGGAUCGCCAACCGGUAUCGACUCAAGUCAGACGUGAAGUCGUUCAAUCUGUCCGGGAUGGGUUGCAGCGCCAGCGUGGUGGCGAUUGAUUUGGUGCAGCAUCUGUUCAAGUCCCAUAAGAAGGCAUUUGCAGUAGUUGUGAGCACGGAGUCGAUGGGGCCGAACUGGUACUGUGGGAAGGAGAGGUCGAUGAUGCUGUCGAAUUGCCUAUUUCGGUCUGGUGGCUGCGCCAUGCUUCUGACCAACGACAGGGGGAUGCGGCAUCGAGCCAUUCUGAAGCUCAAGUGCAUGGUGCGAACGCAUAUGGGGUCGGACCAGGAAGCCUACGAAUGUUGCAUGCAAGUUGAAGAUGAGCUUGGGUACCGAGGCUUUCGGCUCACCAAAGGCCUCAAGAAAGCAGCUGCCAAGGCUCUCACCAAGAACCUCAUGGUCUUGCUGCCCAAGGUGCUGCCAUUCUGGGACUUGAUUCGUUGUUGGUACAGAGGGAUUGCAUCAUCAGCAGGCCUGAAUUUGAACAAAGGGAUCCAGCACUUCUGCAUACACCCGGGAGGAAGGGCGGUGAUCGAGGGGGUGGGGAAAAGUUUGGGGCUGAGCGAACACGACAUCGAGCCGGCAAGAAUGGCGCUCCACCGCUUCGGCAACACGUCGGCCGGCGGCCUCUGGUAUGUUCUGGGAUACAUGGAGGCUAAGAAGAGGCUGAAGAAGGGCGACAAAAUUCUAAUGAUCAGCCUAGGUGCGGGGUUCAAAUGCAACAACUGCGUGUGGGAAGUGAUGAGGGAUUUGAAAGAUCCGAAUGUGUGGGAAGAUUGCAUCGACAGCUACCCACCCAAAAAACAACUCAACCCGUUCACGGAGAAGUAUGGAUGGAUCAACGACGAAAGCGUCAGCUUCGUUAGACACUACUUCUAAUUCAUCUUCCCAAUCCCAACUGGCCGGCGGCAACUGCUCACUGCUGCUUUUGCUUUCCUCAUCUGCGCCCAAGUUAUACAUACAUAUAUAUUCCAGACUAAGACUGGCUAGCUAGCUAGGAGCAUUCUAAGGGAAGGAAAUAAAACCAAUUUAUUUAUGCAUAUAUAUACAUACAUAAAAUAUCAAAUUUCUUAUUUUCCUUUUCGUUUCUAAAAAAUCUAAUAAUAAUAAUAAUAAUGUGUUUCCUUUCA
Molecule: messenger RNA, 1815 nt
Organism: Diospyros lotus (date-plum)
Lineage: Eukaryota; Viridiplantae; Streptophyta; Magnoliopsida; Ericales; Ebenaceae
Product: 3-ketoacyl-CoA synthase 19
Exons: 3
Coding region: 212-1564 (450 amino acids)
Biological process (GO): fatty acid biosynthetic process
Cellular component (GO): membrane
Molecular function (GO): acyltransferase activity, transferring groups other than amino-acyl groups
Source: RefSeq, a predicted model, not a curated record